UAUUGCCAUCAUUUGCUUCGACAACAACCUGCAGCUCUAAUGCACGUUUAAUUCUCAAACAGGAGUUUUGGCAAGUGAUGCUGUAUCUGACUGAUGUGUUGACUGUAACAUGUGAGAUGGUGGUUUUUUUUUUUUUUCUCUCUCUAGAAACCUGGAUGCUUUUUGCCAUUCUGUUGGUAAAUGAUGAGACAGGCAACCAUGGAUUUCAGCACUCCAUCUGUGUUUGACCAGCAAAAAGGUGACUCAUCUGAGGAAGUUGACCUGACCAUGGUUUAUCAGGCAGCUUCUAAUGGAGAUGUCAAUGCUCUGACCUCAGUAAUUCGUGAAGACCCUUCCAUCCUAGAAUGCUGUGACAGUGAAGGAUGUACACCCUUGAUGCAUGCAGUUUCUGGACGUCAAGUGGACACAGUGAAGCUGUUGUUGAAGAUGGGGGCCAAUAUUAACAUGCAGGAUGCUUAUGGCCGCACAAGUCUAUGCCUGGCAACCUAUCUGGGCUGGCUAGAAGGUUGUGUGAGUCUGCUCAGGAAUGGUGCCAAGCACAAUAUCCCGGAUAAAAAUGGCCGUCUGCCACUGCAUGCUGCCACUGCUGAGCCCGAUGUGAGGCUCCUAACAGUGUUGGUGCAACAGUCAAAUCUCAGCGAGAUUAAUCACCAGGACAAUGAGGGAAUGACACCACUUCACUGGGCAGCUUUCCACAACCGGCCUCAACACACCCAAAUGCUGCUGAAGAAAGGAGCAGACCCCACUCUUGUGGAUAAAGACUUUAAAACAGCUUUGCACUGGGCAGUCCAGAGUGGAAAUAGAAUUCUGUGUUCCAUCAUCCUGAGCCACCACCAGGGUCCAUCCAUAAUCAACUAUGAUGACGAGAGUGGGAAGACAUGUGUGCACAUUGCCGCAGCAGCAGGCUUCAGCGACAUUAUUAACGAACUGGCGAGAGUGCCUGAGUGCAACCUGCAGGCUCUGGAUGUGGACGACAGGACACCGCUGCACUGGGCUGCAGCUGCAGGGAAGGCAGACUGUGUGCAGUCACUGCUGGAGCUGGGCAUGGACAGCAACCUGCGAGACACCAAGGAGAGCACACCCCUGGCCUACGCCCUGUACUGUGGCCACACAGCCUGUGUCCAACUCCUCUCCCAAGAGAGUAGAACAGAGCCUACUCGACCCUUUCCUUCCCAGAGCAGUAGACCCCAGAAGAAGGAGGGACGAUUCAGCAUGCUCAACCAAAUCUUCUGCAAAAACAAAAAAGAAGAGCAGAGAGCCUAUCAGAAGGAUCACAGCAGGGAUCGACACAGGGGGGAGCACACCUCGGAAGUCGAUGACAUCAUCACCACCUUUGACGGCAUCGUGGAUACCAACUGCCAAGAAGGGCCAGGCGAUCAGGUGGCUAUGAUUGACCUUAAGAAGCGGACCUCAGAGAAUUCAAAACAUCUCUUGCUAGAAAAGAAGCCUCUGGGCCCCAAGGGGCUUCCACCAAUCAGAACGCAGAGUCUCCCACCCAUCACCGUGGGCAGUCACUUCCUGACAGCUUCCCAGGGGACCACUUCCCAUACUGGUCUGAGCUCCGGUAGUCAUCAUAUGGCCCAGCGAUCUCAGAAAAGCCGCAGUGAGCAGGACUUACUGCAUAACAGAACUGGUUGCCAAGCGUUGCUAGAUAACCCCUGGAGAGGCGAUUCUAACCAGGUGUUCUGUAAGGCUGGGACUGUGUCUUCUUCUGAUAAACUGCUGGACAGAUUGCUCACCAGUGGCUCUGGUCACCAGGAGGUCUUUGGGCUGCCACAUCUUCCUCAUCUACAUAAUCCUUCAUCAGGACAAAAUUUUCAGCAUCUGUCCCCAAACAGACCCCAAAUCAGGGAUCAUCCUUUCACCCGGAACAACCUAGCUCCCUUACCAGACCAAAAAUUUCUAUCUGGAGAAUCUCUGAGGACAAACCGAGUGCUACCUGCUAUUCCAAGCCAACGGGGACACAGCACAGCAGGCAAAGAAAGUGAAAACUUUGUCAAUCCCACCAAUGAUGAGAAUUAGCUGUGGCUCACUGACUGUAAAAAUAGGGAUUAUAUAUAUUUUCAACUGUCAAGGGAUAAGAUUACUCUAGUUUGUGAGAACAAAGACUGAUUCAGUAAAUUGCAUUCUAGAAGCCAUUCACAGUUUUACAACUCCUUCCUAAUGACAUUUCCCAAACAAGCACUUGGAAUCUUUGAUUAUAUAUAUAUUUUAAGUCUGUGAGUUGCUCUGACCUCUACAUGCCAAAACUAAAAGUCAGAAUAUGUUAUCAGCAGGGAAACAGCUAUGUUUGGCUUGCACUGUGGUAUCAGCAGAGAUUUUUUUUUCCUGAACGAUUUUAUGUUCUAAAAAUGUAUGCUUUGCUGAAUAAAAAAAAAAAACAACAAAAAGCAUAUUCCAUAGUUUUCUUCACAUUCAUUGUAAUUCUACCCUUGGUUGAUGAAACUUAAUUAAAAUGAAAGUAGCAAAUUCCUUUA
Panthera uncia (snow leopard) is the source of this 2477-nucleotide messenger RNA. It is a transcript of the gene ANKRD55, whose product is annotated as ankyrin repeat domain 55. Gene Ontology annotation, molecular function: protein binding. The transcript has 11 exons. The record is from RefSeq and is a predicted model, not a curated record. Lineage: Eukaryota; Metazoa; Chordata; Mammalia; Carnivora; Felidae. Bases 181 to 2022 code for a protein of 613 amino acids.